Molecule: messenger RNA, 2472 nt
Organism: Planococcus citri (citrus mealybug)
Lineage: Eukaryota; Metazoa; Arthropoda; Insecta; Hemiptera; Pseudococcidae
Product: neuropeptide CCHamide-1 receptor-like
Exons: 4
Coding region: 373-1497 (374 amino acids)
Biological process (GO): G protein-coupled receptor signaling pathway
Cellular component (GO): plasma membrane
Molecular function (GO): neuropeptide Y receptor activity
Source: RefSeq, a predicted model, not a curated record
AUCCGACGCUAGUCAGUCGGCGGUCUAUCUCAACCAACAUCGCUACCGAGAAAGGUACUUAUUGUUGCCUGUGUCGUUAUCACCGAUAAAUUAUCGAUACCUAGGAUUUUUUUUUCGAUUUAUUUUCCCGCGACGAUUUUCGUUUGAAAAAUUAUCAUGUUCGAGUAAAUUUUUUUUUCGAAAAAUAAAAUCCCCUCCAAAGAACAAGAUUGCAAUCAUCAUUCCUCUUAAAAUCUUGAAGAAUAUUCCCAAAACACCAUGCCUAUGUCGGUUAUAUGAUUUCACCCAUAUUGGUCGAUUUGCUAACAAAUCAGACUGGCCAAUUUGAAACGCAUUUGGUUGGUGCGACGAGAGACUCACUGAUAAUUAGAUAUGCCUGUUGGUGACUCCUGUUCGGAUGUAACUCCAUGUUACGCGAUCAACAUCUCGUUAUCGCCGACCGGCGAGGCCUACAUCCCAUUUAAGAAUCGGCUGGAGACAUACGUCGUACCGAUUAUCUUCGCCAUGAUAUUCUUGGUCGGUGUUUUAGGCAAUGGUACGUUGAUAUUAAUAUUCAUGCGCCACCGUAACAUGCGGAAUGUACCCAACACGUAUAUCAUUAGCUUGGCGUUGGGAGAUCUGCUGUUAAUUCUGACGAGUGUACCUUUCACGUCAACUGUGUACACGUUUGACUCUUGGCCAUACGGCGAAACCAUAUGCAAGAUAUCCGAGGCAACUAAAGAUAUCUCGGUCGGAGUAUCGGUAUUCACGUUAACAGCUUUGAGCGCCGAAAGAUACUGUGCGAUAUCGAAUCCAAUCCGUCGACGUAUUUCAUCGAAACCAUUCACUUUGGUAAUAGCCAUUGCGAUUUGGCUCCUAGCCGGAUUAUUAGCGAUGCCUUCGGCCUUCUUUUCAAAUCUAGAAACCACCAAGUUAGUGGACAAUCACGAGAUCGAGUACUGUUUCCCAUACCCGGAAGAAUUCGGUGAAAAGUACCGCAAAGGGGUUGUGCUGUUUAAAUUCCUAGCUUAUUACGCCGUGCCACUUUGUAUAAUAGCGUGCUUCUACAUCCUGAUGGCCAAACACUUGGAAAUGACCACUCGAAAUAUGCCCGGUGAAAUGCAGGGCCAGUCGUCGCAGAUUCGAGCUCGUAAAAAAGUCGCCAAAAUGGUACUCUCGUUUGUAAUCAUGUUUAUGAUAUGCUUCCUGCCGCAUCACGUAUUCAUGCUGUGGUUCCACUUCUAUCCCACUUCCCAGGAGGAUUUCGACGAAUUUUGGAAUACGUUCCGUAUCGCGGCGUUUUGCUUGAGUUUCAUCAACUCCUGCAUUAACCCGAUCGCUUUAUAUUUCAUCAGCGGCGUAUUUCGCAAAUACUUCAACAGGUAUUUGUUCGUAUGCUGUAAAACACCUCGUCAAAAUUCUGAUAACAUAUCCACGCGAGCUAAUAGUUUAUCGUGUCGCAGACAUAAUUCCGUGUUAACACACCAAAUCACUUUGACAAACACUGAUGCCUCUUGACGGUUAGCAAUAGUAAACGAUGGCUUUGACUCUACCAAAUUGUAACUCGUACCUACCCGUCUCUAUUUUCUAGUCAACGUGUAUCAAAUCUGUCAUUAUUUCAGAGCGAGAGUCACAUUUUAAAAUUACAUCGAGUUCCAUUUUCCAUUCCUUCGUACAGGCUAAAAGAUUUCCCUCGCAAGCCAUUAUUUCGCUCAAAUGUACGCAUUUCAACCUCCAACAAAAAUAUUAUACAGGCCUACACUGACACAAAAGCUCGAAUAAUUUCAUUUAUUUACAAAUGUCUGAUCUCUCGAUGCGUAAGCUUAUUUCAAAAAUAGGCUACGCAACAAACAAGUAUUAUGGUAGAAUGAUACGAGUAUUUGUGUGCAUGUAGACGUAGAGUAACUCAUCUCUUUCUGGCACUUAGUCGCGGUGACGUAUUUUACGCGCAUUAUCCCCUGUCACCCGUUCUCCAUUUAUUGCAGAUGGCAAAAAAGAUGUUAAUCUUUUCAGUCUGCGAACGAAGCGAAAAAAAAUUGAAAUUUUAACCUCCACAACCGCAAACGUAAAUGGAAUUUCGAUUUAAUACAUACAAAAACAUUUGGGUAGGUACGCAUACCUACUUACCCUUCUGUGUAAAAUGGUACACGAGGUUUAGUAUAGUAGGUACAUACAUCUAUCUACCCUUCUAGUACGAUGAGGUACAGUGGACUCUUACUCUGUGGAAUACACGAUAAAAAAAAAAGUUACUUUAAUUUUUUCAGUUUUGUUACAAAAAUUCCUAAAACAUACCAUUUUUAUUGUAUAAGAAUUAAAUGUUAAGAAUUUUUAUUUUGUACAGAAGUAAAGACCUCUUUUUUUGGUAAAUGUUGUAAAUUAAAUUGUAAAUAUGCGAUUAUUAACAAACGAACCUUUUGUCUGUAUUUAUCUAUGUGAAUCAUGUAUACGAAUCGUUUUAUACUCAUAAUAUCUCGAAUAUAUUUUUCUAGUAAU